This is a messenger RNA of Onychostruthus taczanowskii (white-rumped snowfinch), 4472 nucleotides long. It is a transcript of the gene CEBPG, whose product is annotated as CCAAT enhancer binding protein gamma. NCBI's taxonomy places the organism in Eukaryota, Metazoa, Chordata, Aves, Passeriformes, Passeridae. Bases 2507 to 2959 code for a protein of 150 amino acids. Gene Ontology annotation, molecular function: DNA-binding transcription factor activity, RNA polymerase II-specific; RNA polymerase II cis-regulatory region sequence-specific DNA binding. The record is from RefSeq and is a predicted model, not a curated record. The transcript is spliced from 2 exons. Gene Ontology annotation, biological process: regulation of transcription by RNA polymerase II; DNA-templated transcription.
GGAAGUUUAAUGUCUUUAUUUUUAUUUUUUGUAUGUGUGAAAGCAAAUGAGCGCCUUCAUUGCUUCAUUGGUCCCUGAGGAGUACUGUGAGACAUAAGAAACAUCCUUCUGCCUGAGCAGACACCUCUUGAGUUACCAGCUAUUAUGCUGUAGUGGGUGGCCAGUUGGUUUCCUGGGUGGCCAGCUGGUGGCCCAAGGAGAGAAGCAGGCAGUUCUAACUGGCCACUGGAAACAGUACCAUGUGUUGGGUGGAACCAGCCUAGGGCUGUUGCUGAGCUGAAGCUCAUGAGCAGCUUUAUGGGAACAAGAUGCUGGGAGCUGGGCUGGCUCUCUGAGGAGUUGUGUCCUGCUGUGCUGGGGCUGCCGGGCAGUCACAGAAAGCAACCUGUGUGCAGAGGCCGGCUGUGUGCCUCCCUUCAUGGCCUCUCCCAGUGACCGUGUCCUUCACUCACCCUUCUUGAGUUCUGUAUGUCCCACACUGCUGCCUUCAAAUCUCCUUGCAGUCCCUGCUGAAGGAUGCCCAUAGCACCUGCUGCUACCUGGGACAGCCUUCCCACAGUUGGUGGUAGGCAUCCAGCCUCCAAAUCACCAGGUGGAAAAACGACUUCCAAACCUCUGUUGUUGGCACUCUGCAGCUCUGGGAUGCAGCUCAGUUAGUGCUGGUGGGAAGGAACUGAGGGAGCUCUGUUCCAGCAGGCAGGGCUGGAAUUCUUGCUUGAGAGGUGUGACACUGGUUAUCUUCCCUGCUUAUAUCCAUGUACUGGCCAACUAAAAUACUCCAUUAAUAUUAGGUUUAAUGGGACAAAAAAUUUUUUUCAUGGGAUCGUAGGGAAAUCUGAUAGAGAUGGGAAAGAAGUGUUAAAGGAGUAUUAAAUGGUUUUGAUAGCAUAGAGAGAAGUAGCACAUGGAACCUGGUGAUGUGAAGAAACUUGUUAGAUGUCAGGUGGGGUUCCUUUGGGGGCAGGAGCCACCUCUUCCUCUGUAGUAGCUCAUGGAGCACAAAAAUCAGAUUAUGAAAAUGCUGUGAGUUGCAUAACUGGCCCGUCCAGGUGAACUUUGCAAGCACUGAAAUGUUUUGAAGCAGAGGGGACAGCAGAGCAUUCUGUUUGAUUUGGAAAAGGUGUAAAAAAAUCUACUUGCCACAGACAAAGUAACUAUAUAUGCUUUAAGGGCUGCAGACAUCCUCUAUUUUACAAUGAAGUGCAGACAAGGCCAGUGUAUGCUCUAAGAGGAGCAUGCACUUACACCACUUUUAGACUAAAAAUGUCUAAAAUGUGCAGUUACAUGUGCACAGCUACUACAACUGGCCCUGCCAGUGUGGUGUUGGGGCACAGGAACUCCUUGUUAGCUGGGUAUGCAGUGUAGCUGCCCAACCUUGUAGGGCAGGAUCUGAGACUGAAACAUGGUUCGCAAAAGUUGCUUUAAGAGUUGCAGUUGGGAAAAUACUAACACAAAGGUGUUAGACACUAUGUAUCUAGAUUCAGCUCCACAGAUGUCAAAAAGUGUUGAUGGUCUCGUUCUGCCCUGAAAUAGGAACAUAAAAAGAUUUCUUGAUAGGAAGGGUGUGGGUGUAUUCAUGCCUCUUCACAAGUGGGAAGACCUCUUGGUGACAGAGAAUGUUAAUUUUGAGUAACAUUCAAGCCAAAUUUAGUGGGCUUUCCCAUGAAUGUUAUUGAACCACACUCUGCAGCUGCAUCUCAUUGUGGCUUCUUCAUCAUGGAAGAAAAUAUGCAGUUGAUCUGCACAGUUGAAUUUUAAUAUUUUAAUGAUAGCCCUUCCAAAAGUAAAACAGCAACUCAGGCUGCUGAGAAAAAACCAGUCAGGAACAUGAACCUGUGAGUUUAGAAAGACCAGUGACACACAGGAGCUUGCUGCAGACCUCUCACACAUCCCUCCAUUCCUCAGCCAGCCAUCUGCUGUCGUGGAGGUGAGAGGUGUUCCUGGGCUGGACUCUGCCCAUCCUGGCACUCAGCUCUGCCCAGUGCUGCUUGCUUUUCCCCAGCCCUCUGGAGGAUGGGUCACACUGGUGGUGUGAUACUGCAUGUCUGCGUGACAGAGCUGGGCUGCACUGCUGCCACACAGUCUGACCUUGCAGUAGGAUUGUUUAGUGCCAGUUAAAUGCUUUUCUUCAACGUGACAAUCCACACUGACUUGACUGAUCACUGAGUAUUUUUCACUGGAGCCAUAGGUAGGUGUUUCAGGAGCUUAGGACCAUCCUGUUGUCCUUCCCCUCUUCUCUCCCAGCCAUAUAGGAAGUCAUCCUGUGAGAUGAGAAGAGAAGGGGACCAGCUGUUAGCCUUGCCAGGGCCAUGGCCCUGCAGCUGUGGUGGAAUCCUCCUUGUGCCACCAGUAGGGCCAGGAGCAGGCUGACCUCAGCAGCGGGAGCACGUGAGUCAGGUUCACCUUGCUCUUAAUCCAUGUGAAGAUCCGUUGGAAACACCUCUAGAAACCCAAGAGUUUUCAGUCUCCUAAUAAGUUCUGUUGUGUCCAAGAACAGCCUGCCCAAAUGAGCAAGACAUCCCAACAGAACACCACCACAGAUGCGAGCGGAGUAAGUGUGAUUCACACUCAAGCACACUCCAGCGGUUUGCAGCAGGUUCCCCAGCUGGUGCCAGUUAGUCCUGGUGGUGGAGGCAAAGCUGUGCCUCCGAGCAAACAGGGAAAGAAAAGUUCCUUUGUGGAUAGAAACAGUGAUGAGUAUCGUCAGCGCAGAGAGCGGAACAACAUGGCAGUGAAAAAGAGCCGGUUAAAAAGCAAGCAGAAAGCACAAGACACGCUGCAAAGGGUCAACCAGCUCAAAGAAGAAAAUGAACGUUUAGAGGCAAAAAUUAAACUCCUGACCAAGGAGCUGAGUGUACUGAAAGACUUGUUCCUUGAGCAUGCCCACAAUUUUGCAGAUAACGUGCAACCUGUUGGCACUGAGACCACCACAACAAAUCCAGAAAACAGUGGACAGUAGACACCUGCGACCUUUUGAAACAGACUCUUGAGCUGCAGCUUGUCUGCAGUGCCCGUGCAGUAACCCAGCAAAAACUGUACCUGUAGUCACUGUUUUGUGGAGAUUUUCUUCUUUUAGAUUUAACACUGAAGAUUUGUUAACAAUUAAACCAGAAACUGGUUAACUGUUUGUUUUAAAUAUUUUUCUCCUCAAAGAUUUAUGCAGAUCUGAACUCCUAGCCAACAAGAAAUGUAAUAUUUAGGAAAUAACAUUUUCACAGGAAUAUUCACUUACCAUGUUAGACUUUGCAUAAUGGGAGGAAUCCAGAAGGAUGGCUCAUUGUAGUAUCAGAAACAUGUGAUUGGACAGAACGUCUUUUAAAUACCUGUUAAGAGUAUUUAGCCCUUUGUUUUCUCCAUUUCAUAUUACAAACUGCAAAGGCUGUGGAGAAUUUUUGCUUCUUACUAUAAAUCUGUAGAAUUUAAGUCCUAUGAAGCACCAUGUAGGUCCCUCCUGCCCAGUUAUAGUUAGUGGGGAGGUUGUAGUUAUAAUGAGCUGGGAUGCUUACCAAUGUUCACCAGAAAAAUAACAAUAUACUCCGAUGAUAUAUACAGGCAGUUGGCCUCCAAAUGGCAGGUGAAGCAUCCUGUACAAGAGGCAAAGCAGCACACUGGCAAAGCCCUUUAUUUAAGCUUGUAUUUCAUAUUGCUCACAUAGUGACUGGGGCCUUAUGAGAACAAGAGCUUGUUUUCACAAAAUUUCAAAAUGCUAACAAAAAACUCUGCUCUGUACAAUUGCAUUCUUGCUGGGAAGGAAGUAUUAAGGAGAACAAAAAGUUCAAGCAGCUUGACUUGGAAGGGGCAGGAGAGCAGGCAUUGAGCUGGGAUGUAUGGAUCACUGCUGGUUGACAUUGAUCUUACAGAAAUUUACAGGAAUUUUAAAAAUAAAUGGCCCUAGUAACUGAUUCGGUGAAAUUUCUACAGCCAUCAUACAUCUGUUUGAAGGAGUAUCUUUGGUCUUGUUUUAUUUCCAUAGAAGUUUUUCUGUAGCAACUUUUUUAUUGCUACUGCUUAGUCUUUGCCAUGAUCCAUAAUGCAGUGCUAUGUGCUAUACUGAGGAUUUAAACAAAGUAAAGCAGGAACUUUGAUGUAACUUUAAUUUAUUUUAAUUUUUAAAUAUUUCAUUGAUGGUAUGGUUAUUUUACAUUUAACCUGUGUGUCUGUUUUGUAGAUUACUACACUGUCUUAAUUUCCCUCUUACACUACCUUUGUCCAUAGAUUAUUUUGGAGGAUGCUUGUUUGCUCUGUAUCUGCACUUAGGAAAAAACUUGGAUGUUAUCUCUAUGAAGAUACUGUUAGAGAAUGAAACCUUGAGAAGUUCUUUUUUGAAUUUAAACUUUUAAUACAUGUGGAAAACUUUGAUGGAUUGUUUUGGAUUAUGUUAGACUUUUUACAGGUAUGUUUUUUGAUUCUAACUGCAUCUGAAGUUGGUAGGGUUGAAAUACCAGAAGCUAAUAAAAAUGUUUUGCUUGUAG